CAAUUGUUCAAUUGCAGGAUAAAUAAGAUUGGGACUGUAAUUAAGUGCUUGUAAAAUGGCAAAAGCUUCAUCCGAUUUUGAUUUUGCAGAAGGGAUUUACUUGUCAGAAGUCCUUGAUGGAAACGAAGGCAGAGAUUCACAACAAUUGGAUGCCAAGUUUGCUGAACAAUUGCAGUUGCAAGAUGCAAUAUAUUUGUCAGUCAACGAAAUGUCAUCCUCAACCUCAAGGCUGAUGACUACCAGAGCAAGCUCAUCGAUGCAUGUGCACAAGCCAAGGAAGUAUGCGAAAAAAGCUGAUGAAUCUUCUCUAAAGAACUGUGAAAUAUGUUUUGAUAGAAAAGAAAGGCAUCAAAUGUUCACAAUCUCCGGUUGCUCUCACUCAUUUUGUUCUGAUUGCGUUCGCACGUAUGUAAAGACAAGGCUCGAGCAAAAUAUAACUGUAAUCAUGUGCCCAGGGGAGAAUUGCAAACUCAGUUUGGAGCUUGAAGCAUGUAGGCCUCUGCUUCCUAAGGAGGUAAUCAAUCUUUGGGAGGAUUUACUAUGUGAAGAACUACUUUGUGCAACAGGUGGAAGAAUUUACUGUCCUUUGAAGGGUUGUUCAGCCAUUUUGCUGAAUGAUAACCAAGUCAUAGCAGAAACUGAGUGCCCCUACUGCCAUAGAUUGUUCUGUGCGCAAUGUCGUGUUUCAUGGCAUGCUGGGUUCAGCUGUGAGGAGUAUCAGAAGCUGAAUGAAGAUGAGAGAGGCAGAGAAGACCUCAUGUUGAGGAACCUUGCCAAAGAGAAUAAAUGGCGUACGUGUCCCAGUUGCCUACAUAUGAUAGAAAAAACCGAAGGUUGUCUACAUAUGACUUGCAGGUGUAAGUUUGAAUUUUGUUAUGCCUGUGGAUCAGAAUGGACUCACGAUCAUGGUGGCUGUCAGGCCAACUAAGAGAACAAAUAAAGCAUGAGAAGGAUAACGUAAGAAUGUGAGUUGUUUUCAACCAUUGAAAGUGGCUCUUAGCAUCCAGAUAGAAACGAAAAUUCCUUGUCCCGAAGUUUGGUUUUGCUCUAGUGUUCUAUAGCAGGAAGCAUACAAUGUAAUGAAGUGAUUUGUAGAAAACUUAUCUCACUUUCUGAAUGUCAUUUGUUUCCUGCUAUCUGAAAGUAAUUUUAAAGAGAUAUCUUUCAACUUGAGCACUAAGUUACGAGAUUACUUUCGACAAGGUGAAAUUCAUACUAUGAAAAUU
Durio zibethinus is the source of this 1226-nucleotide messenger RNA. RefSeq names its product E3 ubiquitin-protein ligase RSL1-like. NCBI's taxonomy places the organism in Eukaryota, Viridiplantae, Streptophyta, Magnoliopsida, Malvales, Malvaceae. Gene Ontology annotation, molecular function: ubiquitin-protein transferase activity; zinc ion binding. The record is from RefSeq and is a predicted model, not a curated record. Gene Ontology annotation, biological process: protein ubiquitination.